Molecule: messenger RNA, 198 nt
Organism: Iphiclides podalirius (scarce swallowtail)
Lineage: Eukaryota; Metazoa; Arthropoda; Insecta; Lepidoptera; Papilionidae
Source: the annotation of a GenBank genome assembly
AUGGCUCGACACCGGCCCACCGCGAGGCACUUCCACAACCAGCCCGAGCUGCAGACGGGCGCCGGCACGGGGCUGAUGCUGAGGUGGAUCCUGUACGUGUGGCUGGCCGGCUGCGUGCCCCUGGGCAACACGGUGAAGCAGGACGGUAAGCACUCAGUCAACUUUCGGCCCUGUAGUCCCGGGCUCAUAGAUUUGGGC